AUUUAGCCAGAGUAGCUUGUGCUGCGGUUUGUGCUGUCAGGACGUUUGCGUGUGUGUGUAUGUGUGUAUGUAUGUGUGUGUAUGUAUGUGUGUGUGAAUCAUGGAGCAGAUUAAUAAUAUUCAGGUGGUUCCUUGCACCAGCUCGAAUUAUCUGAAACCUUUCACGGUGCAUUAUAACCAGAAUGGAACAAAGAAGUCGUGGGAUUUUAUGCGAACCCAUGACAGUGUCUCUGUGCUGAUCUUCAAUACCACCUCUCAUUGCUUCAUCCUGGUCAAGCAAUUCCGCCCAGCCGUGUACAUGUGUGAGUGGGAGAAAAUGAAACCUGCAAACGCCGACCCAGAAGGAGAGCAGGGAGGCGAGGGCCGUACCACGGCUGCCACAGAGGUGGAACAGGAGGGAAGCGAGGAGGCCAGUCGCCUUCACCAGCCCCCGGCUUCAGCAGGGGUGACGUACGAGCUCUGCGCUGGCAUCGUAGACAAACCAGAUCUCUCCCUGGAGGAGAUCGCCUGCCAGGAAGUGCUGGAGGAGUGUGGCUAUGAAGUUCCUGUUUCCAAGCUAAGGAGGAUCACGUCAUACAGGUCAGGAGUAGGAGUUACGGGAGCCAGGCAGACCAUGUUCUAUGCAGAGGUGUCCGAAGAGAACCGCGUUGGCGAGGGUGGUGGACAACCUCAAGAAGGCGAGCUGAUUGAGGUGGUCAAAGUGCCCCUGCAUGAGGCCAUGACUUUCGCCUAUGACGAGAGCAUCUCCAAAACCAUGGGUGUCAUUUUCAGCUUCAUGUGGUUUCAUAGCAACAUGGCACCCAAGUAUAAAAUCUCCACUAAUGUGUAACGGAUGACAGCUAUUGUUUCUUCCAACCUUCUAAAGCACCCUGUAUGUAAACUUUGUAUUACUUUGUGUUUCUAUUGAAUUGAAUACUGUGUUCUUAUUUGCUUUCCUCUUUUCUUACUCUAAUUAUUGUCUUAUUUCAGACUUUGCCUCAAACUAAUGUUAGCCAUAAUUCCUCCUUGGUAUUAAACAAGACUUAAAA
This is a messenger RNA of Tachysurus vachellii, 1028 nucleotides long. RefSeq names its product nudix (nucleoside diphosphate linked moiety X)-type motif 14 (gene nudt14). Bases 101 to 829 code for a protein of 242 amino acids. Gene Ontology annotation, molecular function: metal ion binding; UDP-sugar diphosphatase activity. The transcript is spliced from 5 exons. The record is from RefSeq and is a predicted model, not a curated record. NCBI's taxonomy places the organism in Eukaryota, Metazoa, Chordata, Actinopteri, Siluriformes, Bagridae. Gene Ontology annotation, biological process: nucleoside phosphate metabolic process; ribose phosphate metabolic process.